Lobosporangium transversale is the source of this 1515-nucleotide messenger RNA. RefSeq names its product regulator of chromosome condensation 1/beta-lactamase-inhibitor protein II. Bases 25 to 1464 code for a protein of 479 amino acids. NCBI's taxonomy places the organism in Eukaryota, Fungi, Mortierellomycota, Mortierellomycetes, Mortierellales, Mortierellaceae. The transcript is spliced from 5 exons. The record is from RefSeq and is a predicted model, not a curated record.
UUUUUUUUCUUUUUUUUUUUCCUAAUGACCCUUGCCUUUUCAUUAACCCGCCGCAUAGCUCAGCGAGGAGCCUUGUCUAAAUGUGCCAUUUCUUCUCUCCGCUAUACCAACAGAAGUAGUAGCAGCAGUAACCAGUUCCAUAGUUCUUCUUGGUUAUCUAGAGCCGCAGUGAUUGAAUGGGGCUACGGUUCAAAGGAAAUGAACGUCUUUGAUAGUGAUUCUAUUUCCGCGCGGGGUCCUUAUCAAACACGGAUAGCAGCUGGAGCAUCACAUCGUCUGAUCGCAUUGAUGGGUGAGGGCGAGGCAGGGAUCUUGGGCGGGGGUAUGAACCAUAGCGGACAACUCGGUAACGGAGCUCGGAAUGAGGAGAGUACAUUCAGCGCUAUCGACGUGUCUGGUUUAGAUAUCCUGGCGGUCGCAUGUGGGCGUGAACAUUCCAUGUUGCUCGCAACAGCACAGGAUUUUAAUGAUAGCAAAAGCAGCAGCGAUGGCGAAAAGGGUGUUGGUGCAGCCAACCCUGCAGGGGCUGAACCUUUACAGUCACCAGUAUCCUCGUCAUCAUCAUCAACACUUCCCAAAAGAACAAUUUUGUUUGGGUUUGGAAACUCAAUGUAUGGGCAAUUGGGAUUAGGAGGAUCAAAGGACACGUUGGGUAAAGAACUAGGAGGGCAGGAAGUUCCUGGAUUUGUAUUUGAGCCAUCACCUACUGCAGUCGAUUUACCAGACUCAAACGAGAAUAUUACCCAAGUGCAAUGUGGAUUAGACCAUACAAUCGUCCUUACAGAUCAAGGGAAUCUGUAUUCAAUGGGAUGGGGUGCAGACGGUCAAUUAGGCUUGGGACCAGAAUCAAGUUCUGAUCGUGCACUUCCCACGUUGAUCGAACGAUUGAGUUGGAAAGCAAAAGGAAAGGAGGUUGGGCGUAUCAAACAAAUAUCGUCUUCGACAGAUUUUACUCUAGCGCUGCUAGAAAGCAACCAACUAUGGAUCUGGGGGAAUGCCGAAUAUGGCCAAUGCAUGGUUAAUAAGAAGAUUGAUAGGAUUCUCGAGCCAAUGCAUAUUCCACAUCCUAUUCCAGAGUCAGAGACGAUUGAGGCCGUUGCUGCAGGUGGUACAUUUGGUUUGUUGCUGACCAAAUCUGGAAAAGUAUACACAUGCGGAUAUGGCGCCUUGGGCUUAGGUCGUGACAAGACUCAUGUCCUUAUGCCUGAGCAAAUUACUGCCUUGUCAGGGAUUCGUCGAGUCGUUGCCAGUACAGAUUAUGCAGCUGCAAUCGAUGACAAAGGGAGUCUAUACACUUGGGGCACAUGUGGCAAGACUGGACGAUUGGGGCACGGUGAUUUUGAACAUUGUUUUGAGCCACGUAAGGUCCGCAUGCCACAGGAGCAAGACGGACGUAAGGUAGUUGUCCAUGAUGUAGCCUUGGGACAAAACGGUGCUUUAGCCCUUGUUGAGUAUGAUGAAUGAGCUGUAGCGAGCGAUGAUAUACAAAUGUGUAAAAUAAAAAAAUAGACGGGC